Molecule: messenger RNA, 3215 nt
Organism: Punica granatum (pomegranate)
Lineage: Eukaryota; Viridiplantae; Streptophyta; Magnoliopsida; Myrtales; Lythraceae
Source: RefSeq, a predicted model, not a curated record
GCCCCCCCCCCCCCCCCCCCCCUUUCGUUCAGACCGCUAGCUGUUGUCUCGCUCGCUGAGCCACUGAGCUCAGAGCACAGUGAGAGGAACAGAGCAAAAAUGUCGUCUCCUCCGCCAUUAUUAUCUUCUUCCUUUUCUUCUCUGCGCCUCUCUUCAUUCCUAGUCCUGGUCCUCUGUCUCGCCGGCGUAAGCUCCGCCGCCCCUGCCAAGAUCGGCAGCGGAUACCGUCUGGUCUCCGUCGAGGAGACGGCGGACGGAGGCCUUCUGGGCCUCCUCCAGGUCAACCAGAAGACCCCCGUCUACGGCCCCGACAUUCCUCUGUUGCAGCUCUACGUCAAGCAUGAGACGGAGAGCCGCCUGAGAGUUCACAUCACCGACGCCGAGAAGCCGAGGUGGGAGGUUCCGUACAACCUCCUCCCGAGGGAGCAGCCCCCGCCGCCGCUGAAGAAGGCCGCGCUAUGGAGGUCCAGGAAGGACUUGAACCCGACUACGGUUUCGGAGUACGCCGGCUCCGAGCUCAUCGUCAGCUUCACGGCCGACCCGUUCAGCUUCGCCGUCCGGCGGAAGUCGAACGGCCAGACGCUGUUCAACACGAGCUCUGGCGGGUCCGACCCGUACAGCAGCCUCGUGUUCAAGGACCAGUACCUGGAGGUGUCGACGGCGCUGCCGAAGGACGCGGCGCUGUUCGGGCUCGGGGAGAACACGCAGCCGCACGGGAUCAAGCUGUUCCCCGGGGAUCCCUACACGCUGUACACGACUGACGUCUCCGCCAUUAACCUGAACACCGAUCUGUACGGUUCCCACCCCGUGUACAUGGACCUCCGGAACGUCGGGGGGGAGGCGUACGCUCACGCCGUCCUGCUGCUAAACAGCAACGGGAUGGAUGUCUUCUACAGGGGCACUUCCCUAACGUACAAGGUGAUAGGGGGAGUUAUGGACUUCUACUUCUUCUCGGGGCCAAGUCCACUAGGAGUGGUCGAUCAAUACACACAGUUCAUUGGGAGACCUGCUCCCAUGCCUUACUGGGCCUUUGGAUUCCACCAGUGCCGAUGGGGUUACCACAACCUGUCUGUGAUUGAAGACGUUGUUGAAAACUACCAGAAGGCUCAGAUCCCGCUCGAUGUUAUAUGGAACGACGAUGACCACAUGGAUGGCAAGAAGGACUUCACCCUCAACCCUCUCAACUACCCCCGUCCGAAGCUCUUAGCCUUCCUCGAAAAGAUCCAUGCCCGGGGCAUGAAGUACGUUGUCAUUAUUGACCCGGGGAUUGGCAUCAACUCCACCUACGGCGUGUACCAGCGAGGAAUCGCCAAUGACGUGUUUAUCAAGUAUGAUGGGGAGCCAUAUGUGGCCCAGGUCUGGCCUGGAGCUGUUAACUUUCCGGACUUCCUCAACCCGAAGACUGUGGACUGGUGGGGCGACGAGAUCCGUAGAUUCCAUGAGCUUGUCCCCGUGGAUGGCUUAUGGAUUGAUAUGAAUGAAGUUUCCAAUUUCUGUUCAGGGAAGUGCACAGUUCCGAAGAACAAGCAGUGCCCUACUGGGACAGGACCGGGGUGGAUCUGUUGCUUGGACUGCAAGAAUAUUACCAACACGAGGUGGGAUGACCCACCCUACAAGAUAAAUGCAUCGGGGAUGCAAGUCCCGGUUGGGUUCAAGACCAUAGCCACUAGUGCCGUCCAUUACAAUGGUGUGUUGGAGUAUGAUGCUCACAGUCUCUAUGGUUUUUCACAAACCCUUGCAACUCAUAAGGCGCUUCAAGGGCUCGAGGGGAAGAGGCCAUUCAUCUUGUCCCGCUCGACCUAUGUUGGUUCAGGAAAGUAUGCGGCUCAUUGGACUGGAGAUAAUCAGGGGACAUGGGAAAAUUUGAGGUACUCAAUAUCGACGAUGUUGAAUUUUGGUAUAUUUGGAGUUCCAAUGGUUGGGGCAGAUAUAUGUGGGUUCUAUCCUCAGCCAACAGAGGAGCUCUGCAACCGUUGGAUUGAAGUCGGAGCAUUCUAUCCCUUCUCAAGGGACCAUGCGAAUUACUAUUCCCCGAGACAGGAGCUCUACCAGUGGGAAUCAGUUGCUGAGUCUGCCCGAAAUGCUCUGGGCAUGAGGUACCGGCUCUUGCCUUACCUGUACACUCUGAACUAUGAGGCUCAUACUACCGGGGCUCCCAUAGCGAGGCCGGUUUUCUUCUCGUUCCCGACUUAUAGCGAGAGCUAUGGUUUGAGCACUCAGUUCUUGCUCGGCAGCAGUGUCAUGGUGUCCCCUGUUCUCGAGCAGGGUAAGUCCCAGGUCACAGCACUCUUCCCACCAGGCACUUGGUACAGUCUGUUCGACAUGACACAGACCAUCGUUUCGAAAUCGGGGAAAUACGUGACCCUCGAUGCCCCCUUACACGUCGUCAAUGUUCAUGUCUAUGAGAACACCAUACUGCCGAUGCAACAGGGCGGGAUGAUUUCCAAGGAAGCCCGAACAACGCCUUUCAACCUCGUGGUGACGUUCCCUGCAGGCGCCAGCGAUGCCCAAGCCAAAGGGUCGCUGUUCCUCGACAAUGAUGAGCUUCCCGAGAUGAAGCUGGGGAGCGGGUCCUCCUCGUACAUUGACUUCUAUGCGACCCUCAGCUCAGGGAAAGUGAAGGUGUGGUCGAAGGUCCAGGAGGGCGACUUUGCGCUGAAGAACGGAUGGAUCAUAGGGAAGGUUUCAGUGCUGGGACUCGGCGGAAGCAGCACAUCGGCCCUUGAGAUCAACGGCGAUUAUCAGAUCGAAACCUCGAACGCGGAGGUGAACUUGUCGGACCAUAAGGUUGUGGAGGCAUCGGAUGGUGUCGGGGAUAUGAAGGCCACGAUGGUGGAGAUCACUGGCCUGAAAUUGCUCGUCGGGAAGAACUUUGAAAUGACAUGGAAGAUGGGAAUGAGAGGUUGAGGAACAAUGAAUUAGCCCGGCGCUGCCAUUUUGUUAGUGCAUUACAUAAUUGGGUUUGGUUUUUGGUUAUGGAUAGGAGAUGAGCUCGAGAAGAUCGUCAUGUUCAUCCCUUUCCAUGAGAGCAAAGCAAAAACCACCUUUGAGUGAGUGAGCGAGUGAUAGAUGCCAUCUGCUUCUUGCAUUUCUGUUAUGCUUAGAGCCCUUCGCAAAGUCCCGAAUAAUUAUUGAGCUAAAGUUAUUCUCCAUAUGAAAAUUUCAGCACGGGAUCGAGCGUUAACAUAAGCCGCUGUCCCGAACCAUUUCUUUUC